Molecule: messenger RNA, 1371 nt
Organism: Anopheles nili
Lineage: Eukaryota; Metazoa; Arthropoda; Insecta; Diptera; Culicidae
Gene: Rpn11
Product: 26S proteasome non-ATPase regulatory subunit 14
Exons: 3
Coding region: 102-1037 (311 amino acids)
Biological process (GO): protein deubiquitination; proteasome-mediated ubiquitin-dependent protein catabolic process
Cellular component (GO): proteasome regulatory particle, lid subcomplex
Molecular function (GO): proteasome binding; protein binding; metallopeptidase activity
Source: RefSeq, a predicted model, not a curated record
CGCGUUAGAAACAUUCCUCUCCGAGAAGUGCAUCACCUUUUGCCACAGUCAAAAAAGUGUCCAUCGAAAAUCUUCCAGUACACCGCUUGUAGCAUCAUAACAUGGAUCGUUUGUUACGGCUUGGUGGCGGAAUGCCCGGAAUGAGCCAAGCACCGCCACCAUCGGAUGCACCGGUUGUGGACACGGCGGAGCAGGUCUACAUUUCUUCAUUGGCACUGUUGAAAAUGCUUAAACACGGCCGCGCUGGUGUUCCGAUGGAAGUUAUGGGUCUGAUGCUAGGAGAGUUUGUCGAUGACUACACCGUGCAGGUGAUAGACGUGUUCGCCAUGCCACAAACCGGUACGGGAGUGUCCGUCGAAGCCGUAGACCCUGUGUUUCAGGCUAAAAUGUUGGACAUGCUGAAGCAAACUGGUCGACCGGAAAUGGUCGUCGGAUGGUACCAUUCGCAUCCCGGAUUCGGAUGUUGGUUGUCGGGCGUGGAUAUCAACACUCAGCAAUCCUUUGAAGCGCUGUCCGAGCGAGCCGUUGCCGUAGUUGUCGACCCUAUUCAGUCGGUUAAAGGAAAGGUCGUAAUCGACGCGUUCCGACUGAUUAACCACAACACGCUAGUGCUCUGCCAGGAACCACGGCAAACGACGUCCAAUUUGGGUCAUUUGCAGAAACCAUCCGUUCAAGCGCUGAUCCAUGGUCUUAACCGGAACUAUUACUCGAUUAGUAUUAACUAUCGCAAAAACGAGUUGGAGCAAAAGAUGCUUCUAAACCUGCACAAAAAGUCAUGGAUGGACGGAUUGACACUGGCCAACUACGAAGAGCACUGCAGCAUAAAUGAGAGCACGAUCAGUGAAAUGUUGGAGCUAGCAAAGAACUACAAUAAGGCUUUGGAAGAUGAAGAAAAAAUGACCCCAGAACAGCUGGCUAUAAAGAACGUCGGCAAACAGGAUCCGAAACGACAUCUGGAAGAAAAAGUCGACACACUCAUGUCGAACAACAUCGUUCAGUGCCUGGGUGCUAUGCUCGAUACGAUUGUAUUUAAGUAAUCCACCUGGCAGACGGGAGUCCUUUCAUUCGUGAGUUUCUCAAUCAGAAUAAGAAUCCUUCAACUCAAAAUCUGCCUCCUCCUUGGGCGAUGUGUUGAGAUCUUGGGAGGAAAGCCGAUGCAACAACUUUCCUUUGUCAUAUUUGUGUUACAAAAAAGAAAUCAGUACUUCGGAUGGAAAAUUGUCAUAAUUUACUGGCAUUUUGUUGCUCUCUUGCAUGAUGACAGUAUCCCCUUUUGUCUGGGGAAUUGUUUUAUCACUUUCAAUUCCAGGAGAUGUGGCAGAUGGAUUUAAAAGAAAAUCCAUUCAACGGUAUGUAACCGCUGACUAUUAA